Messenger RNA from Anguilla anguilla (European eel), 2384 nucleotides. RefSeq names its product platelet-derived growth factor receptor-like protein. The transcript has 6 exons. NCBI's taxonomy places the organism in Eukaryota, Metazoa, Chordata, Actinopteri, Anguilliformes, Anguillidae. The record is from RefSeq and is a predicted model, not a curated record. The coding region runs from base 37 to 1179 and encodes 380 amino acids.
CACACUCACAGGUAGCGCAGCGUCCACUUUUCAGCGAUGAAGUGGAAGUUGGCAUUCAGAGUCGUCAUCCUCACCAUUUUGCUCUUGGAAUUUGGACUCUGUCAGAAGAAAGGCCAAGACGCCGGUGACAAAAAGCCCAAAGUGAAGCCGAAGAAGACCAAAACGGUCACACCCAAACCCAAAGUCAGAGGCACCCCAGCCCCGCCCUCCCAGGUCACCCUCACACAGGUGCUAGACAAAGGAAAGUUCCGGAAGGUGGGGGACACAUUGAGUGUCCCAGCUGGGGGUUCCCUGGAACUCAGGUGCAAGGGCAAACCCGUGCAGUGGGCGGUGCCCUACUACCUGCAGGAGGAGGACGAGGGCCGGCUCAGGACGGUUCAGCAUGCACGGUAUGGUGCGCUCAUCCUGUCCAACGCUACAGGUGCGGACACGGGCGAGUACACUUGCUACCCCAUGCAUUGUGAGGAGAAAGACUGCCGGAAGGACUACGAGCGUGCGGUUAAGGUCUUUGUCUUCUUUCCCGACCCGCAGGAGCUGUUCGUGCCCUCGUCGGAUUAUUACGAAAUGAUUCAGCUGCGCACCAACCGCCCCACGGUGCUGCCCUGCCAGGUCACCAACCCUCAGGCCACAGUGACCCUGCACCGUGAGUUCCCCCCGGAGGAGCUCAAAGUGGACGGGACCGAGAUCUCCUUCGACCUGAAGAGGGGCUUCACCAUCCACAGGCCACGCCCCCACCACGCCGGCUCUCUCUACUGCGUGGCCAGUCACGGCAGGCUGCGGCAGAGCUCCGUCAAAUACGUCCUCAUUUACGUCAACUACCCCACGUCCCCUCCCUCCCCUGUGAUCCAGGCCUCCUCCACGUCUGUCCGUGUAGGUGAGAACCUACAGAUCAUCUGCUCUGUGAUGGGAGAAGCCAACGUGGCCAUCGAGUUCACCUGGGAUUACCCCGGGCAAGAGAUUGGCAGGCCGCUGUACACCGAGGACAGCGUGCGGCCCAUGCGCGGCAGUGGCCAGGGCCAGCAGCGGUCUGAGACCGUUCUCCUGGUGGACGAGGUCCGCGAGGUGGACGGGGGGUCUUACACCUGCACCGCCCAGAACCUUGAGGGGUCCCGCUCCGCCUCCACUUCUGUCAAAGUGCUACCGGCCCAACCUGCCACCCCUCGCUCCCGCAGGCCCUGAGACCAGCCCCUACCACCUACAACCUUCAUCCAGGACUGGAGGUUUCCACGGACACAGACAAUCCCCCAUGGACUCUCUAUCUCUCUCUAUCUUUCUCUCUGUCACACACACACACACACACACAGCGCUCAGGGCUUUGGGCUGCGCUGGAGAAAAGCACUGCAAAAGGAUGCACAGAAAAUAAAGACACGUUAGGGAGAAGCCAGUGAAUUUCACUGACUGGGAGGCUUGAGGCAUGAGAGCCAUUCUGUUCCAUUCUUCAGCAUGUAAUAUGAUCAUUUAUACCUGUGUUUUUUCUUAAUUAUAUGUUGUUGUUUUUUUUUUUUUGUUGGGUUUUACAUAUUUCUACUUCAUAUUUCUACUUCAUAGUCAUAUUUUAUGCCUUGUAUUAAUUUGCUCAGUGAAUGCAGUUCAGACAGUUAUAUCCAACAGUGUUCACUCCUUGUGUUUAAAAGAAAAACGAUGUGUAUUUAGAAUAAUCUUAUCUAUAAUAUUAUACCUGAGUAUCUCUCUCCCUCAUUCUGAAAAACAACCUGCCACUAAAAUGUACUUUUGAACUCGGACACAGCACACGUGACUCCUGUCAAAGCAGUUCAUUUUUAUGGUUGCAGAUCAAAUGAAAAGGAAUGGAAAUUUCCUUUUUGUGUAAUUAUGGAAAAGUAUAGAUGAUCAGGCUUUGUAUUUUUUGCAAGAACAUCUUUGUUCCAGUUAAAUUGGUGAAUAUGCUGGUUUUUUGUCAUUUUUCAUAAAUUGUAUGGAAUAAUUGUGAGUCAUAGUGGUGAUCUAAAUUUGGUGUCUGACCUACUGCAGGACAGGGCUGAAUGAGGCCAGAAAAACAAGCUCUUCUCUCCAGACAUGACAUUUAAACAUGCCAAUUAAAAGAGUCUUUUUUAUUUUUAGGCUAUCUCAGAACAGUGGAUGAUUACAGUAGUAGCUAAGGCCUUUCAGUCAAGGAAAUGUCCUAGCAGUGAGACAAUGUGGUUGCCUGCAUUAUGCUUUGACAAGAAAACUGUGCAAAACCUUAGGGAACUUAGCUAUUCUGUAGGCUACUAUGAAUUGUUGAUUAUGUUUGGUUUUUAUAUUUUACUUAGCACAUGGGUUGAUACAUUCAUUGAUGAUGUUAUAUAGGCUAGUUUUGGUCUGUUUCUGUUUUUGGUUGUGACUGAGAGAUUGAUGAAUGGUCACCUUUGUGACCAAGUGCAAGU